Messenger RNA from Nicotiana tabacum (common tobacco), 2550 nucleotides. The record is from RefSeq and is a predicted model, not a curated record. NCBI's taxonomy places the organism in Eukaryota, Viridiplantae, Streptophyta, Magnoliopsida, Solanales, Solanaceae.
UUAUUAUCUUUACUUUAAUCUGUGGUGUUUAUGGUUGGAUACAAACUGGGAUUUUGACUUCAGGUUCAUAUAGUAGUCUGUUUUGGGUAUAUCAGGUAACUUAACAAGAUGGAAUUUUGGAAUGGUGUCUGUUAUGUAAAAGAGAUCUACUAUUUGCUUUGACUUUUCUUCUCAGCUACUGUUCUUGAGUUUCUAUUCUUGGUCCUCCUCCUUUUUCUUCUUCUUCUGAUGCUCAGUGUCCUGAUAUUUGAAAACAGUAUUCUUCUGGUAAGCUGGGUUUCCUGGUUUUUGUGUGUGGGGGCCGCAGAAAUUUUUGCUCUUUCGACAUUUAAUAUACAUGUAUAAAAAGUAAUUUUUGAUUUAUAUAUACAUUAUAAUUUUUUGACGAAGUGUGUUCAUGACCACCCUUCGUGUAUGUGGCCGCGCCACUGGUGUGUUGUUGGGGGAAUAGCGCACGCCAAAAAAAGGAAAUAAAUAGGAUUUCAGUCCUUGUCCAUUUUUCUGAAUUUUCUCUUUUUUGUAAUUUGUCAUUAAUUGGACUUAUGGUUAGUUGGAGCUGUAUUGAUGAGUAUUAAAGAUGCAUGGGGAUUUGGUAGUUCUGUGUUUUUUCUGAUGAUGGAACUUUAGGCCUGCUGUAUAAACUAAAAUGACAACGUACUUUCUUCUUUAUUCAUAGCUCCCGUCAACCACCUCAGUACAUAUGAUUAAAUUCUUGUUAAAUAAUCAAGUCUUUGUAUGGCAAGUUUGGCCACCUUGAUUGAUUUGUGGUUUAACUUGAAUUUCCAUGUUUUUAGUUAGAAGCUGGGCUCUUAAGGGUAGCUCAAUAUUAGCCCUAUAAUAAAAUCAGAGGCGGAGCUAGGAUUUGAAGUUAUUGGGUUCGGAGUUCUACCCUUUUUAUAUGAUUGAGUUCAAGAAUUUGUACCUAUUCAAUGGAUUUCUUAAGAUAAAUAUAUGGUUUGCACUAAAGUUACUGGGUUCGGUCGAACCCGUUACCGAAACUCUAGCUCCGCCCCUGAAUAAAAUGUUAUUUUGACAGCAAUUUGAAUAAAGGAGAAGAGAUCUUGUGUUCUUUUGAGAGUGCAUAAAAUAGCAUGUAUCUUGUGGAUGUUAUAAUUUUUUUGGGGGAGGGGGGAUCCUAAAGUUGAAGACUAAUGUACCUUCGAAAUUUUGAUGCCGAGGGUCUAUUGCAAACAACAUCUCUUAUCUUCACAAGCCUGCUACUCGUCUUUGUUGUUUCACCGGAUUAUGCCUAGGAAAAAUUAUGUGUGGACUAGCAAAUGGCUAUUCGAGCUCAAGCUUUACCAAAUAGAAGCUUAGAACAAACUCCCACCUGCUUUGUGCCUCAUUUUGCUGUCAAUAAUUCAACAUGGUGGAGUUCCAAUGAAGUACAGUCUUCACAGUCUCUUUCGAAAAAUUUAACCUCUGAAGUGGUAUUUCUACCUCCGCCCUGUCAGCAGAUGAAGUUUCUUGGUCUGGAAUUACAAGGCGACGACUCACACUCUACCCAAUCAAAUAGUAACCCCCCGCUAGAAGUGACUGCUUUGGGGAAAACAGGUUCUCAAGAUCAAUGCACUUCUUCUGGAUCUGAUAGUUUAUUUGCUAUUAGCACUGGAGUACGUUUACGACUUGUUUUGCUUUUCUCAGUUCACGAUGAGAACUACAAAAGGCAUAAACAAGCUCAAAUCAAGCCUAUUUCUUUUAUUAGAAAUCCAGAAUAUACUACUGAUUGUUCACAAAGUGAAAUGGCCCAUUCAAUUAGCCACGCUCCUUUUGGUUACUCCGACCCCUAUCUCAGUGGCUUAUAUGCUGCUUAUGGACCUCAUGUUUUUCCUCAAAUGAUGGGCAUAGCACCUGCCCGCCUCCCACUACCCCUCGAUCUUGCAGAAGAUGGACCGAUUUAUGUAAAUGCAAAACAGUAUCAUGGGAUCUUAAGGAGAAGACAGAUACGUGCUAAGCUUGAGGCUCAAAACAAACUUGUCAAAGCUAGAAAGCCGUAUCUUCAUGAAUCACGGCAUCUUCACGCGGUCAAGAGGGUUAGAGGGUCCGGAGGGCGUUUUCUUAGCACAAAGAAGGUUCAAGAAUCAAUUCCAAACGACCAUAUUAACUCGAGUUCUUCUCUGGACUUGGUUACACGUGAGGCUCACACUUCCGCUUUCUUGAGCGUCCGACAGGAUGCUGCGCAUAACGGCGUCAUUUUCCAGCAGCAGCAGCAUGAUCACAGGGCCUCAAGUUUAUCCUCUCACUUGGCUGUUUCCAUGCAAAGUAGUAGGAGUACUGGCAUUUCAUGAAAAUGUGACUAUAUGUACUCACAGUUGUCUGGUGAUUCAAGUUUCAACUCACUGGCGGGCAAUUCAUCCUUGGCUUUUUACGCUUACUGUUACGUCGUCCUGGUUACUCUAAAUUUUUUAUAAGGUCUUCUCUGGUUAUUCUAAUUAUCAGCUGGAUUUCCACUUUUGUAAUGGUACUUUUGGUUGAACUCUAGGUGCUUUGAACCAAACUUUUUGGGAAGUUCUAAAGUUCUCUCGUUAUGUUUAAUGGAUCUUUCUACCA